UCUCCCCUCCCAGACCAGCAGAGGCAGCAGCAGAAGCCGUAGCUCCCGCCAGCCCCUCCCGCCGUCGCCAUUCCUCGCCCGCCCGGCUCUCUCCUUCCCUCCCUCCCCGGGGCCCCUCGCCUCCGGAUCGCUCCUUCCUCCCCAUUCCUCCCUUGUUUUCCUCCCCUUAUCCUACUCCCUUCCCCGUUCUCUCUGUCCGCUCACUUCGUCGUUUCCCGCCUUCCACCACACGGCGGUCAUCCUUCGUCCUUUGUAACUUGGCAGUCUAGUAUUGACCUGUGACCAAAGAUCGAGUACUUUUACACAUCACCUGAAUAUCCCCCGACCCACCACAACUCUCACCAUGGACGCCGGUGUUAUUGAAGGAGGCCUAAACGUUACGCUUACCAUCCGGCUGCUCAUGCAUGGAAAGGAGGUUGGAAGCAUCAUUGGAAAGAAAGGAGAAUCUGUGAAGAAGAUGCGUGAAGAAAGCGGGGCCCGGAUCAACAUCUCAGAGGGGAAUUGUCCUGAACGGAUAAUCACACUUGCGGGUCCCACAAACGCCAUUUUCAAAGCCUUCUCUAUGAUCAUCGAAAAACUGGAAGAGGACAUUAGCAGCUCUAUGUCAAACAGCACUGCAUCCAGCAAACCUCCUGUGACGCUGCGCCUGGUCGUUCCUGCCAGCCAGUGCGGAUCUCUCAUCGGCAAAGGAGGCUGCAAAAUAAAGGAGAUCAGAGAGAGCACAGGAGCUCAGGUCCAAGUGGCAGGAGAUAUGCUUCCUAAUUCCACGGAGCGUGCGAUCACUAUUGCUGGCAUUCCUCAGUCAAUCAUUGAGUGUGUCAAGCAGAUCUGUGUGGUCAUGCUGGAGUCUCCUCCUAAGGGUGUCACCAUCCCGUACCGACCCAAGCCAUCCAGCUCUCCGGUCAUCUUUGCUGGUGGUCAGGUGUCGCGCCAGGCCGGAGGGCACGCGUGUGAGACUGACCUGUGGGAGGGGCGCAGGUCCCACACAGGGGGGGUCUCCUUAGAUGCUGUUGAUCUCCACGGGGCCUACACCAUUCAAGGACAGUAUGCCAUUCCUCAGCCAGACCUGACCAAGUUGCACCAGCUAGCAAUGCAGCAAUCGCACUUCCCCAUGUCGCACAGCGGCAACACUGGCUUUAGCGGAGGCAUUGAUGCUUCAGCCCAAACAACAUCUCAUGAACUCACCAUUCCAAAUGACCUAAUUGGUUGUAUCAUUGGGCGCCAAGGAGCAAAAAUAAAUGAGAUUCGCCAGAUGUCUGGUGCACAGAUUAAAAUUGCUAACCCAGUGGAGGGUUCCACUGAUCGGCAAGUGACCAUCACCGGAUCCACAGCGAGCAUCAGCCUGGCACAGUACCUUAUUAAUGUCAGUCUAGAAACCGCUAAACCCUCCUCCUCCCAGAGCGCCUCGACCCCUGACCUUCUCAGCAUCUCUCAACCCUCCACCCCUUCCUCCUCCAACGCAGCCCCCAUCUCUCUGCUGACUGCCACCACAGCCGGCGGUGGGGAGCCCACCUCAGCCUCCACCUCCUCUUCCUCCUCCUCGGAUACACCUCCCAAUCCCUCGACUGUCCCCUGUGUCUCCAAUCUGCUUGACAUGAAACCCGUCCCGCUCCUGGCUCUAAAUGUCGCGUCCACCGCCUCCUCCUCUACCUCAUCCUCCUCUGCUGCAGCUGCCUCCUCCACCCAGACGUACUCUAAAGUGAAAUCGGAAAAGCAGCGCUUCUCUCCUUAUUGAGUUGCCUGUUGUGAUAAAUAUCAAGCGCCUCCGUGUUAAUUUUAUCUGUCCAGAAGAAAUUGUUUGCAUCUACAGUAAUUCCUUCAAAACUAGAAUCCGAAGAAAGCGUUCUUCCGCCCCGACAGGGUGGUUAGUGUGGACACUUUUGGAACGUAGUAGUGACUGGGGAGAAGAGCUGCCUGCCUGUGUUUUGUGAGCUUUACCAGUAGUGUUAGAUGUUUUAUUGCUUUCAUUGAUAACUUCUACUGUGUUCUUGUGAGAUUUGUUUUAAUAAAUCCAGCCAUCUGUUUGUUAACCACACAAA
Messenger RNA from Spea bombifrons (plains spadefoot toad), 2039 nucleotides. It is a transcript of the gene PCBP2, whose product is annotated as poly(rC) binding protein 2. Lineage: Eukaryota; Metazoa; Chordata; Amphibia; Anura; Pelobatidae. The coding region runs from base 344 to 1735 and encodes 463 amino acids. Gene Ontology annotation, biological process: regulation of gene expression; regulation of RNA metabolic process. The transcript has 13 exons. Gene Ontology annotation, cellular component: nucleus; cytoplasm; nucleoplasm. The record is from RefSeq and is a predicted model, not a curated record. Gene Ontology annotation, molecular function: mRNA binding; single-stranded DNA binding.